AUGGAAGGUGAAUCUGCUCCUGACAAUAUCCUUCGCAAGCGCCGCAUCCUCGUCCCUUUUUUCGUCUCCUGUGCCUUCCUGGCGUGGGGUGCCUUUUUCGGUCUCAUCCUUCAGAAGCUCCUUCAAGAGUAUCGCUAUGAUGGUUCAACGUACCGCUUUGCCUACAUCGCCUACUUUCCGAUCACCUUCGUCAUGUCACUGUUCUUUGUCCUCGUUGUCAUAAAGAACGUGUACGAAAUCUUCGGCCCCGUGGGUAUGGCUUUCAGGAACUCUUUUGCAUACUCCGCCAUUCCGCCGAAGCGCAUGACCGGUGUCCUCCCACAAAUUACCAUCCAGUGUCCUGUGUACAAAGAGUCAUUGGCGGACGUCAUUGAGCCCACAAUUACCUCCGUCAAAGUUGCCAUGCGUCGCUAUGAGAAACAAGGCGGUACCGUAAAUCUCGUUGUCUGCGAUGAUCGCAUGCAACUCGUUGAUGAACGGUCCCAAGAGUUUCGUAAGGCGUACUAUAGGAAGAACAGUAUUGGGUGGGUCGCUCGUCCGGGCCAUGGAGUUGACGGGUAUGUACGUGCGGGACGAUUCAAGAAGGCAUCGAAUCUCAACACAAUGAUGGGCGUCUCUGUCAAGGUAGAGGAAAGGCUUAAGCAAAUCGACCGCAGUAAUCCCGAGGGUUGGACCCCUAUUGACGAGGAGCGUGCAUACAGAAGCAUUCUGUCCAACGUCAUCGCAGAAGACGGUCGUGUCUGGGCGGAAGGUAACAUCCGCCUCGGCGAGUUGAUCCUCCUCAUCGAUUCCGAUACCCGUGUUCCUAGCGACUGCUUACUUGACGCCGCCUCCGAAUUCGCCGAAUCCCCUCAUCUUGCCGUCCUUCAACAUGCCUCCGGUGUCAUGCACGUGUCGUGGGACUUUUUCGAACGUGGUAUGGCCUACUUCACUAGCCACAUCUACCGAUCCAUUCGUAUCUCGUGUGCUAGCGGUGACCUUGCGCCUUUCGUGGGUCACAACGCUUUCAUUCGUUGGUCGGCCGUCCAGACGGCUGCGGAGUGGACGCAUCCUGAUGAUGGGCAGCCUAGGUGGUGGUCUGAAUCGCACGUAUCGGAGGAUUUUGAAAUGGCGCUCAAGCUUCAGUGCGCAGGUCAUUCAAUUCGUCUUGCUGCCUAUACUAAGGGGGAAUUCCGAGAGGGUGUCUCGCUGACUGUUGCGGACGAGAUCACUCGAUGGGAGAAGUAUGCUUACGGCUGUUCGGAACUGAUGUUCAAUCCUAUCCGUACAUGGUUGUGGAGAAGUCCGUUCACUCCGCUCUUCCGCCAGUUUCUCUCCACCAGGUCUAUUCCCCUGUUCGCCAAGUUCACUCUUCUUUCGUACGUCGGUACCUACUACGCUCUGGGCGCCGUUUGGGUUUUUACGUUUGCGAACUACUUCUUCACUGGAUGGGCGGCGAACCUCAUCGAUCAUGUCUACGCUGACUCAUUUUCAACUUUGAUUUCGAUCCUCGUGGUGUUCUACGGCUUGUCCCCAUUGGCAGGAUCAAUUGUGUCAUACAAGCUUGGUGAUAAGAGCUUCUUCAGAGCCAUGGUUGAGACAGUCAAGUGGACACCAUUCUUCUCGCUCUUCUUUUCAGGAAUCUCCUUCCGUAUCUCAGCUGCACUGUUGUCUCACCUCUUCGAGUACAAUAUGCAAUGGGGUGCCACUACCAAGGAGGUUACCAAUUCAGACCUCUUCACGGAGCUGCCGAAAAUCUUCAGGGAUUUCAGGUACACUUACCUGUUUUUCGGGAUUCAGAUUCCGAUGAUGCUGUACUUGGCCUUCGGCGCUCCAUACCAAUGGGUGAUUAAUGGAUUGAAUAGCUGCUUCCCGCUUGCUGUGUGCAUUGUCGGACACAUGCUUCUUCCAUUGCUUCUGAAUCCUAGCUUGUUCAAAGUGUAA
This is a messenger RNA of Saitoella complicata NRRL Y-17804, 1923 nucleotides long. RefSeq lists its product as uncharacterized. NCBI's taxonomy places the organism in Eukaryota, Fungi, Ascomycota, Saitoellomycetes, Saitoellales, Saitoellaceae. The record is from RefSeq and is a predicted model, not a curated record. The transcript has a single exon. Bases 1 to 1923 code for a protein of 640 amino acids.